Messenger RNA from Ogataea polymorpha, 3312 nucleotides. RefSeq lists its product as uncharacterized. The record is from RefSeq and is a predicted model, not a curated record. NCBI's taxonomy places the organism in Eukaryota, Fungi, Ascomycota, Pichiomycetes, Pichiales, Pichiaceae. The transcript has a single exon. Bases 1 to 3312 code for a protein of 1103 amino acids. Gene Ontology annotation, molecular function: protein binding.
AUGUUUUUUGAACAUAACCUGAAGAUUCUGGCUGAGCAGCCAUCCUCUUCCAAAUUAUUCGAAGAAGCUCAUGACAAAGUGAAACAAUAUAUAGAGCUAAAAAAGACACAUAGCGAAAACGAGCACGAGAACGAGAAAGCCGAACUUUUUGACUACUUGUACAAAAACCGCUACGAAAGUCUAAUUGUGAAACUUUUUAGAGAUUCAGUCGACAGAUUCGCAGGUUUGAAGGAAUCACAGUUUUAUCAGCUUACGACAAUCAUUGAUAGAUAUGGAACGCUUGAGGAUUUGAACUCUUUUCUUGAGCAAUAUGGUACCAAGAAGACAAGUCACCUGCUUCGAAGGCUUGAUAACCUGAACAAGACGCAAGAAAUAAGUGCGAUACUAAAGUUCCAAGAAUCUCACGAUGCCAACUUACUAUAUCAUAUUAAAAACUACAGAGGAUUAUCUUUAGCGCUCACCAAAUAUCUUAGGCAUCAGAUAUGGACUUGCAAGUCUCUAGAGAAGAAAAAAGCCAUGGCCAAGACAACACUGGAUAUUUUGGGUCCUGAGAAUUGUGAUGUCCAAUUUUUGGCAGAGGCCUAUCGCGUGCUUCGCUCUGGGGAUUUGAAAAAUAGGUAUGAGUUGGCAAAGCAGCUGAUUGAUCCUCACAGAAAGAAGGACAUCAUCUUUGCCAUGCUUUCAGAUGCUAGUCCCCUUGAAAGCUGCUAUUUAUGGGCGAACGAAUUUCCUGACAUACAACUAACAAAUCAAAUCCCGAAGGAGCUAUACAUUCUUAAACACAGAUAUCUAUUCGCUGGAAGGCUCCCGAAAAAUUUUGUUCAGCACCUUGAUCUAGACCGCGCUCAAUUGAACAAGUUCAUCAGUUGUCUUAUUUUUGGGUACUCGCGCUGGGGUGACCAUCAAUAUGUGUUUGAUCUUGUGAAGUUGAAGAGUCAACUCGGGCUAGAAAUUUCAAUAAUUGAUCAAGUUGGGAUUUUUCUAGCCACUCUGCAACUUGACCAAAGCAAUGCUUAUAACGCUUUCAAAAGUCUGCCUCAGGAGGCACAUCGAUAUGUUGUCAAAGAGGUGCUCGAGAUGCUCGGCAAGGCUAAUCGAUGGGAUGAAUUAAAUGCUUUUUUCUCUAGUUUGUCUCGAUUGCAGUACACCCCUACCCUGGAGGAUUAUACAGUGAUGUUUGAGGCACUCGCUAGUCGUGGAGCUACGGACCCAGUUCUGGAAAUAUGGGAGAUGUUUUUGAGAAGGGGAAUGACCCCAACUGAUAGAAUAUUGCAGGCCGUUAUUAAGUCACAUAUAAAGAAACAGGCAUAUGCUGACUGUUUGCAAUGGUUUGCCGCCUAUUCGCAUUUUAAGAUUCCUUUAUCACCCAAAGCAUACGGCUUGAUGCUACAGGCUCUUUCAGGAACGAACGAGCUGGUGGCAUGUUUCCAACUUUUGGACGAGCUGACCAAGAUCAAAAAUGCUGCACUGAAAAGGAACAACUUCUCAGGAUUUCUGAGUAAUUGUGCUAAUGGAGGAGACCAUAAAAGCAUUGAGACGCUUUUGAGCGUGUAUUACCCCAAGUUCGGACUUACGCCAGAGGCUCCUGAUUUCACAUGGAUUUUGAGAGCCCACUUCAAUUCACAACGAUACGACACUGUGAUCGACAUAUUUAGAAAAUUGCAAGAUGACAAGUUAGACUGCUACGGUAGUUACGAGGUGGCUCUAUUAUCAGCAUCACGAUUGGGAACUUUGCGCACUUUUGACAAACUGUGGGCCGAGUUUUCUGGCAAAUACAAGGACGAGCUAAAGGUCGAGUCGUAUGAACCAUUUUUGAUUGCGUACUGUCGUCGCCACAAGUUCAACAGCUUAGUCAAGUUCAUGGAUGGUUUGAGAGAACAUUACGGAAAGUUCCCAACGAAGUUGCUGAACCAGGUUUUCUUUCAAUACAUGCGAAUGGGAAAGUUACAGAACGCUUUCGGUCUAAUUGGGGUUGCGCUCUCGAGGGGACUUGAAAUUAGCUCCAAGACUUAUUCGUUGGUUCUUCAAGCUGGAACGAACUUGGUGAGCAACUUCAAUGCUUCCCUUAUGGAGGAAUUGCUGAACAACAAAUCCAAGGACUCUGUGGGAUUUGCAGAAAAGGAUCUAAGUCCAGCGGCUUUCAAAUCGGCUAUAAAGUGCUUGUUGAAUGAGAACCAGACUCGGAAGGCUCGUUCUUUAUUCGAAACGUACAUCGAAACAUCCAGUUCGUACUUUUUGGACAACGUUCAUAUCUUGGCCCUAGAGUUGAUGAUUCUUGGUAAGGAAAACCGGUGGCAGGAAUUUGACAGUUGCUUCAACAGAUACUAUUCCAUUGUAAGACAGAAAAUUGCUCACGCUCGUCUGAAAAACACAGAGGUCUACGAUAAGAUGGACGAUCUUAAUUUUCGUUUGCAUACAGGCUCUACCUUGCAAACUUUGGACGAAAUCAGGCUGCGAGACAGAUCCUUGAAACCUGGAGCGAUUGCCCGAUAUUUGAGGGAAGCAGUUAUCGAUAUCUGGCCUUACCGCUUGAAGCAAUUGGUUCAUCAAGGCCAGCUGAGAACAAUUCCCCAAGCUGUUGAGCAGAUGCUGGCUGACGGUUUCGUGCUGAGCAGCUUCAACAUUAACGAAGCAGCACUGAAGUUAAGUACGGAUCCAUCUUUGGUUCAUGAAACUGUCAAGUUCAUUGAGCGUUACUUACUAAGAGAUCUCAUGAAACGCGGUAGACACCGUUUCCUUCGGUUGCAGUUCAAAAGUUCAAUGACGGUGCCGCCUGCUCCGAUCCGCUCGAGCCCCCUGCACUUCCAAUUAAUAAUGAUGAAUCUCACGAAGCAUAUCAAGGCUCUGCCGCGAUCAGAAGCUCUGGAAGUGUUGCGGUCCCCGGUUUUAGCCAAGAGAGAUACCGUUUUACGCCACAGGUCACAUAUACAAGAGAACUUCAAGAAGCUUAGGGCCAAAGCGAUUUUGCAAACCAGUAUCGCGAACAAACAAACGCGCAUUGAAGCCUAUAAUGAAAUCCGCACAAAGCGCCACGGGUAUAUUCGCUCUCGAAUGAAUGAGAUCAACGAGUAUUCGAGGCUGCUCAAUAUGCUGCUACGGAAGAUUUCGAAUUCUGCACUCAAGGCGAAGGGGCAGGAGUUGCAAGAACUACAGGAACACAGCAAAGCUUACAAGGAGAAGCUCAAGCAGCUGCAAAAAGCCAAAGCCGGGCUUCUUGAAGAGGCCAAAAAUAUUGUGAUUGACGUUCGGACAAAAUAUGACAAAAAACACAUGUACAACAAGAUGGUCGAGACCCAUCAGCAGCAAACAUAG